ACUGCAUUUGAAUUGGACCAAGAAACUGCCAAAGACAGAGUAAUGGCUUCUAUGAGGUUUCACCCUUUUGGCCUAUUUGGACUCUUGAGUGUCCUUUCUACUCUCAGUGCAGCGGAGAACCUUAAAAUGCACACUAUUCGUGGACUUAUGACAACCUGCGGAGACAAUGUCGUUCUAAGAUGCAACGUGACCACAGAUGGCGCUCUAGAUAUCACAGAAUUUAGCUGGAAGGACAGUAAAGAUAUUUGCAACUGGGGCCAACCAACAAAUCGAACAGAUAUGCAAUGCAUGACUGCAACCUCCACAAACAGCUACAACUAUUCCCUGACCAUCUACAAUAUCCAGCCCAAACACACGGGGGCCUACCACUGCCAACUACACUCCAAACAAGGGUCAAGAAACGGCAAGACCUUUGUUCAAGUUCACAAGUGUGUUGGUAAAAGUACAGUAAGAGUGAAUUCAACUGAUGGAACCUGCAUUUUCGAAGAUGUCUUCCCCAGAUCGGGAGUCUCAUGGAAACAGGGAAACGACGACAGCAUUUCUCACCUGGCCACUACAACUGUGACAGAGAACGAGAAAGGACUGUUCACUGUUGUUAGCACCAUGAAGGUUAAGAAAGGAUCCAUCCUACUCCAGUGUGUAUACAUGUUCACUCUGGAUGCACGUUAGAAUUGACAUGUUCUAUCCGGCGGUUGCUGCAGUGAGAACUUUAACCUUUUCCAGAGCAGAAAGCCUCAUCGUGCACUGGUUCGGUGUGAUGAUAGCGAUGGUUUUAUGGACGGUAAUGGUUAAAGCAUAAGACAAGAAAUAAUGUAAACAAAAAUACUUUUAAAAAAUCAAUCCCAAUCAGUAUUUCUAGCACCUAUAGCCUGAUCAGCCAUCUGAAGUUGCAUGUUUUUUAAGGUAUUUUUAAGCAAUAAAAACAUGUGCUUGAUUAAACAUAAGAUAGAUAAAUUUAAUGUCUCACUGUGGGACAUUCUGGGCAAAACCACAACAGCCACAUAUUGCUAACUGUCAGCUACUGUCUCUUACACACAAUCAAAGCAUUCAGAGCAGUUUUUUUUGUUGUUGUUCCUCUCUGAAAGCACAAAUUGCAUCCCCGCUAAACCACUUGGACCCCGCAACAAAAGUAGUCUUAUUGGUUGCUAUGGCGAUCUGUGGAAACACCGCAGCGCUCGCAUUAUGCCUGAUUUCCCUCCUAUAAUUUCUUUUUUUUUUUUUUUUCCAUCUUCCAAUCUCGUUCAAGUCCAUCUGAUGAGCUUUUAGAUACACUCUGAAUGGCGCGCUAAGUGAAGAGGGUUUUAGCGCUGGAGAAAAAGGGAGUUUGGAAUUGUACGCCGGUAUUUCUGAACCGCAAAGUACUGCGUGUAUCUAUGCACUUGACGUACAGUGCAUGUUUAGAGCACAUGCAGGUGAAUCCGUAAGACCAUUUUCUGUCCCACUUCUUCACACAUAAAAAUGACAUUGAAAAGAGAGACAGAAUAGUACGGGGAAAGCAAAGCAGAUUCGCUCACUUGUUUCGACUGACCUACUUUUCAAACUGAGAGGUUUUUGAGAUGUGGCUCGACUGGUGAAAUGUAUUUUGCUGUUGUUGUUGUUGCAUUAAAAGGCCUAUUGCACAAUAUUUUAUCUAGGUUAUAAUGUUUUCUCACCACAAACAUACACGGAGUUGAGUUCUGUUUUAUCCACACAUGUUUAACUCCAGAUCCUGCAUAUCUAGUUUCUUUUUCAAACUGAAAUGCUCUGUUUUCACUUUGUGUUGUCAUUAACUGGUAAUACUGUGAAUGCUCCACUGUGUUUUUAAAGUCUGUGUACCUUCACCAGAGAUGGGGACUUGCAAGUCGUGACUUGGACUCGAGUCAGAUUUGAGUUACUAUUUUUAGGACUUGAGACUUGACUUGAUAAAAUGGACUCAGACUUGGGACUCGACUUGGACUUGAGCCUUGUGACUUGAGAAGACUUGAGAAGCACUUUUAAAUCUGAAUUCUUUCUGUUCUGACCAUAAUGAUUCACACUAAGAUCUUGUCAAGACAUUUUAAAAGAAAAAAAUUGCAAAGACCACAUCGGAUUAUCAAAGAAACUACAAUUAUUUAAUGUUAAAAAUCACAUUCUAUUGUCUCAAUAAAGAGCAUUUUUAAUUAUCAUUGUGGAAUCGGUACUGAGUAUCCUAUUCCUUAGUAUCGAAAUCAAGUUUAACAUUUUUUAACUGCUGCCCACUAUAUUUUCACCUUCAAUUUGUUAAAAAUAUAUAUUGAAAAAUAUCAAAGUGCAAAAUAAAUAAUCCACUUGAAAAAUUACAGUGAGCAGAAACUUUUUAAAUGUUUCUGCUCACCCUUGUAUACUGCGCAUCUUUGGCGCAACUACAAGAUAAAGAGUUUGCAGAGUUUGACAGUGGCCUAUAAUGACUCUCUGAGAAUAUCACUGAAAGUGCUGAGAUUCUGUAGCGCCAGUGAAAUGUUUGUAAACUGUGGUGUGAGACCUUGUGCUGUCACAAUCAGAUGCUGUAUUUAUUCACUUAUGUGUAGAGCCAUGAAUCUGAGCAAUCAAAUCAUUGAAGCUCUAGUGUGUCCUGUGAGGAGCUCUGUCAGAUUCACCUCUAAGCUGUGGAGACACUGGCGGUCUUGUCUGUAUACAUUAUAACAUGCACUGUAUUUAACUUUUUUAUUCCUACUAUUUUCUUUUUAAUACUGUGAACCAGAUAUUACGUGUUCUUAAUAAAGAUUGAAUUGAAUUGACUACUAAAAUAAUCACUGUUGCAACCCUAA
This is a messenger RNA of Boleophthalmus pectinirostris (great blue-spotted mudskipper), 2765 nucleotides long. RefSeq lists its product as uncharacterized. Bases 43 to 669 code for a protein of 208 amino acids. The record is from RefSeq and is a predicted model, not a curated record. The transcript is spliced from 4 exons. Gene Ontology annotation, cellular component: external side of plasma membrane. Gene Ontology annotation, biological process: cell surface receptor signaling pathway; immune response; T cell costimulation. Lineage: Eukaryota; Metazoa; Chordata; Actinopteri; Gobiiformes; Gobiidae.